AUGAAUGAUGGAGAAGGAGCAACAGCAUAUAUAGAUUUUUCAACAAAGGUACAGGAUAUUGAUACAGAUAUCAAAAUUCUUGAGACAAGUACACAUGCAUUCAUAUAUAUAAACCAAGGAGAGGAAAGAAUGCAUUUGUACGACGAAUCACUUAAGAAUGAAAUUUCAAGGAGCAAGAUUAGGCCAAAUAAGAAGCUGGUUGUGUUUUGUAGCGUGAGGACACAUGAGGCAUUUAAUGAUAUCAAAAAAAUCAUUCUGGAUAUUUUAACGAAGUAA
This is a messenger RNA of Ordospora colligata OC4, 276 nucleotides long. RefSeq lists its product as uncharacterized. The record is from RefSeq and is a predicted model, not a curated record. Bases 1 to 276 code for a protein of 91 amino acids. NCBI's taxonomy places the organism in Eukaryota, Fungi, Microsporidia, Ordosporidae. The transcript has a single exon.